CAUGUGGGCAGAAUACUGCCUGAAAUUUUUAAUUUAAGUCUUGAGAAUACACGCAGCAAUGGUUUUCUGAGCACAGUUUCAGACAAAUUAGAUUUAGUUCUUCGCUGGCCCCUGCCAUCAUAAUUGUUGUUCCAUAGGGUUUUUUGUUACGCCCAAAAUUGAUGUGUUGUGUCGUGUAGAGGUUAUUUAUUAUUAUCAUCUGGACUAAGACCUAAUUAUCAUCGUUUGAAGGAGCUUUGUUCGCGUUAACAUGGCUGGUGACGAUGGUGGUAUUCCCGAUAAAAAGAAAGCUCAUCGCGAGAGACAUUCUGGUCGAAAAGCAGACAAGAAAAACAAGUCUAAACCUGAAAAUGGGGUGAAGCUACGUGACAGACCUGACAAAGAGCGAAAUCCUAAAGCAUUUGCUUUAAACUCUGUGAUACGGGCUGAAAGACGUUUUCGAAGAGGUCAAGAUAUUCAAACAAAGAAACAACACAUACCAUUGGUUGAUAGAGCUCCUAUUGAACCUCCACCAGUUAUGAUAGCUGUUGUGGGUCCUCCUAAAGUUGGAAAAACUACAUUAAUCAAUUGUUUGAUUAAAAAUUUUACCCGACAACCAUUGUCAGACAUAAAGGGACCAGUCACAAUUGUUUCAGGAAAGAAACGCCGUUUGACUAUAAUGGAAUGCAAUAAUGAUAUUAACUGCAUGAUUGACUUAGCCAAAGUUGCUGAUUUGGUGCUGUUGCUAGUAGAUGCUUCAUUUGGAUUUGAAAUGGAAAUAUUUGAAUUUCUCAAUAUAUGCCAGGUGCAUGGAAUGCCUCGGAUAAUGGGAGUUUUAACACAUUUGGACAUGAUCAAGAAAUCUGAUAGACUAAAGAGAACUAAAAAGGAAUUGAAACAUCGGUUUUGGACUGAAGUUUAUGCUGGUGCAAAACUAUUUUAUCUGUCUGGUCAAGUACAUGGAGAAUAUUUGAGAAAUGAAGUGAAAAAUCUUGGGCGAUUUAUAUCAGUAAUGAAAUUCAGACCCCUUGUCUGGAGGUCCACUCACCCUUAUUUACUAGCUGAUCGAAUGGAAGAUGUGACACCUCCAGAGCAAAUAAGAUUGAAUCCUAAAACAGAUCGCUCUGUUUGCUUGUAUGGGUACAUGAGGGGAAUCCCACUCAACAAAAAAAGCAUGGUUCAUGUUCCAGGGUGUGGAGAUUUACGUAUUUCAGAUGUGUCAUUUUUACCUGACCCGUGCCCUUUGCCAAGUAAAGAAAAGAAACGAAGUCUAGUAGAAAAAGAUAAAUUUAUCUAUGCACCAUUCUCUGGGGUGGGAGGUAUAGUUUAUGAUAAGGAUGCUGUUUAUGUUGAUCUUGGUGGCAGUCAUUCACAUUCUGUACAGGAAGAUAAUGAUGACAGACAAGCUCAAAGAGAGCUUGUGACCACUCUGCUUCAAACUCAAGAAACCCUUGAUGAGAAAAUGAAGCAUAGUGAGUUGCAACUCUUUACUAAUGCCAAACCCAUCACAGGAGAUGAACUAGAACAGAAAACUGGAGCAGCCGGACAGAAGUACAAGAUUGUGGUAGAUGAGAAUGGAAGAGAAAGAAGAAAAGUAGUAUUUUCAACUGAAAUUGAUGAAGAUAGCACUGAUGAUGAAAGUGGUACUGAUGAUGAAGAUAACGAUGAUGAAGAUGGAGAGGAGGUUGAAAGUGGUCUUGAAGAGCAGGAGGAGGAGGAUGAGGAAGAUGCUGAAAGUGAUAGUUCAGGUGAAAAUGACAGUGAGUGUGAGGCAAAACCUAAUAGUGUCAGAAAUCAGAUUCAAACACUUAAAGAAGGAAAAAAGAAAUCAAAGAAAAAACCUGAUCUUGAAAAUGAUGAAGAUUCAGACCAUGAGUCUGAUGAAGAUCCUAGCAACAAACAGAAGAUGCAAAAAGCUAAAUUGUCACAGCAAAAAGUUGAUGGUCAGAUCAAGAAAAGGAAAGCUUUGAAUGAGAAAAAAGCUGUAAUUGAUGUUCCAAAGAAGAAAAUGAAGAUAUCUGAAGACAUUGAGAAUAGUGAUAAUGAGAUAGAAAUUGGUGAUGGAAAGAAGAUUCAGUCUUUGAAAGAAACUGACAUACAAUAUAACAAACUAAGUAUAGAUAAGGGAUCAGAAAUCAGGAGUAAAAUAGCUGAUGCUCUUUCAAUGCUUGAAAAGGGUAGCAAAGAAAAGGCAGACGCUGUUUUCUCUGAUGGAGAAGACGAUUGGUCUUCUGAUGAUGCCAGUAGUGAUGCCCCUGAAAAGGGCUCUGAAAAACCAAAUAGCAUGAGUUCCGAGUCCUCAGCGAGUAGUGGUGAUGAUAGUAGUGGAGAUGAGAGCCAAUCAUCACCCAAGGCUACAGGUUCAUCUCUAAUUUCUGAGGGCAACAACUCAGAAGCACUGGCUUGGGAAGAUUCCAUAAGAUGGAAGUCUAAUCUCCAGCAAAAGGCAGCUGAUGCAUUUAUAGAUAGACAAGCAAGCACUCAAAAUCUUUGGAAAUUGGUGUAUGGAAAAAUAAAUGAAGCACAGAAAAAAGAAGAUGCAGAGUCAGAUGAAGAAGUUGGUGGGCUGUUUCGUGUUGUUAGUAGAAAGCAGCAUCAACGGCAAGAGGCUAAAAGUAUAUGUAAUGCUGAAGAUUGCUCUCGCUUCCGUCUUAAUCUAGUACGAGAUUGGACUCAAUCAGAGGUCCGUGAUCUGAUUCGUGAUUGCUUUGUCACCGGAAAAUGGAAAGAAUCAGAGGAUGCUGAAGAACUUUUACGUCUUGAUGAUGCUAGUGAUGGAGAUGAAGAAUUAUUCGGUGAUUUUGAGGAUUUAGAAACUGGACAAAAGUUCACUGCUCCUCAAAAUGAAAAUGGUAGUAGCACUGAAAAUGCUGAUGGUAUGUAUCUCUAUGCCAUGGGUCUUUUUCUAAUUUCACAAAUGGUGAGUCAAUUUGCUAGCUUUUCAAAAAUUAAUCUAAUUUUUAUUCUAGAUACUGUGAAAUCUAAACCUCUCACAAAGAAGGAAAUCAUAGAAAAGAAAAAGAAAUUAAAAGAGAAAUUUGAUGCGGAAUAUGAUGAUCAGGAUGGAGGAAAAUCAUUUUAUGAUGAACUGAAAGCUGAAGUAAACCAACAAGCCCAGUUAAAUAAAUCAGAAUUCGAGGGCAUGGAUGAUGACCUCAGAGUGCAGCUGGAAGGUUAUAGAGCAGGAAUGUAUGUCAGGAUAGAAUUGGCUCAAGUACCAUGUGAACUAAUCCAGCACUUUGACCCAACAUAUCCACUUGUUAUUGGAGGCCUUUUGACAGGAGAAGAAAAUAUAGGAUAUGUACAGGUACGUAUGAAGAAACAUAGGUGGCAUAAGCGAAUCCUCAAGACACGGGACCCUCUGAUCAUAUCCUUGGGAUGGAGGCGCUUCCAGAGCUUGCCCAUCUAUGCAAAACUUGAAGACAACAUGCGUCACCGUAUGCUUAAGUACACCCCAGAGCAUGUUGCCUGCAUGGGACACUUUUGGGGCCCCAUUACUCCUCAAAGCACUGGUUUUCUGGCUGUUCAAGAUGUUGCUUCUAGAUCGGCUGAGUUCAGAAUUGCAGCUACAGGAGUAGUAGUAGAACAGGACAAAUCAACUCAGAUAACCAAAAAGUUAAAACUUACUGGUGUACCCCUGAAGGUAUACAAGAAGACUGCUUUUAUUAAAGAUAUGUUCACUUCAUCUCUUGAAGUUGCUCGAUUUGAAGGUGCGAAAAUUAAGACGGUAUCAGGCAUCCGUGGUCAAAUUAAGAAAGCUUGUUCUAAACCAGAAGGUGUUUUUAGGGCUACAUUUGAGGACAAGAUCCAACUAAGUGAUAUUGUGUUCUGUAGAACAUGGUACAAAGUGGAUGUGCCACAGCUGUAUAACCCUGUUACUUCGUUAUUAUUACCAUCUGAGCAGAAGGAUGCCUGGAGAGGUAUGAAGACUACAGGACAGCUUAAAAGAGAACGUGGCAUUCAAGGGCAAACUCAAAAAGACAGCUUAUACACACCAAUUGCUCGAGAGCCAAAAGUCUUCCGCCCCCUUGUGAUACCGCGGGCUUUACAAAAAGAUCUACCUUAUCGUGACCGACCUAAAAAUAAGAGUGGACUCAAGCCCAGCAUUGAUGAUCAAAGAGUUGCAGUAGUGAGAGAGGCUCAUGAACAGAAGGUUGACAAGCUUAUGACAAUGCUCAAAACCAAUUAUUCCCACAAACAAGAGCUACUCAAAAAGGCAACACAUGAGAGAAUAGAAAAUCUCAAAAAGGAAAAGGAAAUGGAAGAAUCAAGAAAAAUGAGAAGAACUAAAGAACUAAGACGUGAAGUUUUCAAGAAACUUACAGAAAUGAAAAAGGUUGAUGAAAGGAGAGCAGCCAAAGGAGGGAAAAGAUAAAUUAGAUAAUUAUCAUAGAAUUAUAUUUUUUGUUGACAAGUGUGUUUCCAGAAAUUGUUGUUACUGGGGAUGACCACUCUAAGUCAUUGUUCCUAGAGUAUGAUAAACUUCUGUUCUCAAAACUUGAUUUCCCCAUUCUGUUGAUAGAUUUUGUUGUUUGCUCUGGGUCACAAUUAUUGUCUGGAUACUGAAUUUUGCCAAAAGGUGCUUGGAGAAUAAUAAAUAUACAACAGUGUAAAAUGAA
Molecule: messenger RNA, 4598 nt
Organism: Frankliniella occidentalis (western flower thrips)
Lineage: Eukaryota; Metazoa; Arthropoda; Insecta; Thysanoptera; Thripidae
Product: ribosome biogenesis protein BMS1 homolog
Exons: 18
Coding region: 251-4354 (1367 amino acids)
Biological process (GO): ribosome biogenesis; endonucleolytic cleavage of tricistronic rRNA transcript (SSU-rRNA, 5.8S rRNA, LSU-rRNA); maturation of SSU-rRNA from tricistronic rRNA transcript (SSU-rRNA, 5.8S rRNA, LSU-rRNA)
Cellular component (GO): nucleus; 90S preribosome
Molecular function (GO): GTP binding; U3 snoRNA binding; GTPase activity
Source: RefSeq, a predicted model, not a curated record